This is a messenger RNA of Beauveria bassiana ARSEF 2860, 1374 nucleotides long. RefSeq names its product MFS monocarboxylate transporter. Lineage: Eukaryota; Fungi; Ascomycota; Sordariomycetes; Hypocreales; Cordycipitaceae. The transcript has 3 exons. The coding region runs from base 1 to 1374 and encodes 457 amino acids. Gene Ontology annotation, cellular component: fungal-type vacuole membrane. Gene Ontology annotation, biological process: transmembrane transport. The record is from RefSeq and is a predicted model, not a curated record. Gene Ontology annotation, molecular function: transmembrane transporter activity.
AUGAUACACAAGCUCAAGGCCAUUCUCAAAAGCCAUGACACAGUUUCCACGACGGGAAAGCCACCCGUCGACCCCGACGAACCCCAGCUCGAAAACGGCCUGUGCCAGACCAGCUCCGUCUUUGGUCCUGCCGAGGCCCAGCCCGACACCUCGUACCCCGAGGGCGGGCGCGCCGCCACCGUCGUGCUCCUCGGCAGCUUCUGCGCCCUGGCCGGCGGCCUCGGGCUCAUGAACAGCAUGGGCGUCUACGCCGCGUGGAUCGGCUCCCACCAGCUCGCCGCCACGGCCAGCCCCGGCCGCGUCGCCUGGAUCUUUGGCAUCUACAACUUUGCCGUCUUCUUUUGCGGCUUGCAGGUCGGCCCCGUCUUUGACGCCCGCGGCCCGCGGGGCCUCUUGGCCGCCGCGCUGUUGCUCUACGCCGCCGCCUUUGCCGCCCUCGGCUUCUGCCGCGCGUACUGGCACUUUAUCCUCGUCGUCGGCGUCGUGGCCGGCGUUGCAACCUCGAUUGUCUUUGUCGUGCCCGUCGCGACGAUUGGCCAGUAUUACUGCCGGCGCCGCGCCGCGGCCACGGGGCUCGCCAUGUCGGGCGGUAGCCUCGGCGGCGUCGUCUUUCCGCUGCUGUUUACCCACCUCUGCGAGCGGUUCGGCUUCGCGUGGGCGACGCGCGUGAUUGGCGCGGUGACGGUGGUGCUGCUGCUCGUGGGCUGCGUGACGGUGCGGCGCCGCGACGUGUUUGCGGACGCGCCGGGUACGGCGGGCAGGAGCCUUCUCCCGGACCUGCGCGUGCUGCUGCGCCUACCGGUGCUACUCAUGACGGCGGGCGUCUUCUUUAUCGAAUGGGGCUUCUUCAUCGGCCUCGAGUACGUGGCGUCGUAUGCGCUCGCGCACGGCGCGGGCCGCAAGCUGUCCAAUCUCAUGAUUGUGUUUCUCAACGCCGGUUCCUUUCCCGGCCGCUGGCUGCCCGGCAUCCUGGCCGACCGCUUCGGCCGCCUCAACACGAUGAUUCUGACUAACCUGCUGUGCAUUACGGCCAUGUUUGCCAUCUGGCUGCCGGCCCAGGAUAGCGUGGCCGCCAUUAUUCUGUUUUCCGUCGUGUUUGGCUUUGCGAGCGGCAGCAACAUUAGUCUGGUGCCCGUGUGCGUGGGCGAGUACUGCACGACGGACAAUUAUGGCCGCUAUUACACAACCGUGUAUACGGUUGUGAGCUUUGGUGCGCUUACCGGCGUUCCCAUUGCCGGGCAAAUUCUGCAAAGCAGCGAUGGCUCAUACACUGGACUCAUCAUUUUCGCCGGUGCUGCAUAUGUUGCCGGGACGGUCUGUUUCUCGGCCAUAUGGGUAAUGAAUCGGAUUCGGUAUAAAGACGGCAAGGCCUAG